AUGCUCACCAGUGUCGCUCAAUCGCAAGAAAUCUUCUCUCUGAAGACUCGACUCGAUAAAUUCAAAGACCAGCUUCAAUCAUCGGCACCGUCGUCAUGCCAGCAGGUUGUUGUGUGUCCGUCGCCGGAAGAUUCAUCUGGCCAUCCCACGGCGGUGAGCUUGAAGCAUGGCUCUCGAAAAAAGCAAACUCGCAAAGUUCGACUUAAGCUGCCCCCUUUCCUGGGCGGGAAAGUGUGGGAAGUAUACAGCGACAGGGUGCUGACUGAAUGGACAUUUCGAUUGAGAAGUUACAAUGUCAUCCCCGAACUCUCCUUGAUCUUUAUAUAUGCCUGGAAUGGUGACCUUGCAGGAAUCAAGCGGCUUCUCCAAGAGAGGCGGGCUUCUGUCUUUGACUGCGCCCCUAAUGGGUGGACGGCUUUUCAUUAUGCUGCCGGGUUCGGUCGGAAAGAAAUAUGCCGCUUCUUACUUGAUGCUGGUGCAGACCCGUAUGCUAGAGAUGAACGAGGCUUACAACCAGAAGAAAAGAAAAACUCUAAGCAGUCUCAGAUAACAAGCCACAUUACUCCUUUAAGCAGUAGGAGAGAAUAA
This is a messenger RNA of Rasamsonia emersonii CBS 393.64, 588 nucleotides long. RefSeq lists its product as uncharacterized. The transcript is spliced from 3 exons. The record is from RefSeq and is a predicted model, not a curated record. Bases 1 to 588 code for a protein of 195 amino acids. Gene Ontology annotation, molecular function: protein binding. Lineage: Eukaryota; Fungi; Ascomycota; Eurotiomycetes; Eurotiales; Trichocomaceae.